Anopheles cruzii is the source of this 801-nucleotide messenger RNA. Its product is annotated as rab-like protein 3. The coding region runs from base 40 to 801 and encodes 253 amino acids. Gene Ontology annotation, molecular function: GTP binding; GTPase activity. The transcript has 3 exons. Gene Ontology annotation, biological process: intracellular protein transport. NCBI's taxonomy places the organism in Eukaryota, Metazoa, Arthropoda, Insecta, Diptera, Culicidae. The record is from RefSeq and is a predicted model, not a curated record. Gene Ontology annotation, cellular component: endomembrane system.
GGCUGGGCAAAGUUGGUCGACGAUUUUUCACUUCACUUUAUGGCGGCUAUUGACAAAGUUCGCGUGCUGGUAGUUGGCGACUCAGGAGUCGGGAAAACGUCCCUCACGCACCUGAUUGCCAACAAUGAACCGCUCACGUCGCCCGGCUGGACCGUGGGUUGUUCGGUGGAAGUGAAGCUGCACGAGUACAAGGAAGGGACAUCGUCACAAAACACGUUCUUCGUCGAACUGUGGGAUGUAGGAGGAUCCAUCAGCCACACCAACGCUCGAGGCGUGUUCUACCAUCCAACGCACGGCAUGGUUCUCGUGCACGACCUAACUAACCGGAAAAGCCACGAAAACCUUCAACGAUGGCUAGUGGAAAUCCUCAACAAAGACGGAAAGGACGUGCUGAAAGGCAACGAUAUGCUCGACAUAGAUCCGGAGCAAUUUCUGGGCUCCACGCAGAUUCCCAUACUGGUCAUCGGCACCAAGCUGGACAUGCUGGACGAGGGCCACAAACAGAAAAUUAUGAACCGAACGUCGGUCGGCAGCAUAGCGGAACAGUGCGGUGCACAGGAAAUUUGCCUCAACUGCCACGAGGCCCGCUCGUUGGCGGCAGGAACUACGGAUUCUGUAAAGUUGGCGCGUUUCUUCGACAAGGUGAUUGAGCGCAAGUACUACAAUCGAGAAACAGGAAGGAAAUACGCCACAAGUUACACCAGCUCUGCGAUAAGUGGACCAUUCCCGACGCUUUCGGCGCCAACAGUAAGUGCGUACAGCUAUCUCAGUACUAACUCGGUUUCGGAAAGUGCAUCUUAA